Dendronephthya gigantea is the source of this 996-nucleotide messenger RNA. Its product is annotated as protein SREK1IP1-like. Gene Ontology annotation, molecular function: nucleic acid binding; zinc ion binding. The coding region runs from base 69 to 581 and encodes 170 amino acids. NCBI's taxonomy places the organism in Eukaryota, Metazoa, Cnidaria, Anthozoa, Malacalcyonacea, Nephtheidae. The transcript is spliced from 8 exons. The record is from RefSeq and is a predicted model, not a curated record.
CAGUCAAAUUCUCCUUUUCAUUCCUUCGUUUUAUACAGGUUUAGAUUUUUUUAUUUUUUAGUUUUAUCAUGCAAAAUCAGUCAGAUAUCGAAGGACUCAUUGGACGUCUCACUCAAAAACAAGACAGCACUUUCAAAGCCGGCUGCAAGAAAUGUGGUUAUAGUGGUCAUUUGACAUUUCAGUGUCGGAAUAUUUUGAAGAUUGAUUCAGAACAUGAUGUUGUUGUUGAUGUGAGCAGUACCUCGAGUGAAGAUAGUGAUGAUGAUAGUGUAUCUUCUUCAUCUGAAAGAAAAAAGAAAAAGCGUUUAACUAAAUUAAAACAAGAUAGCAGUGAUUUUGACUCAGACAGUUCUAGAUCAAGAUCUUUAAAGAAAGCCCUACAAGAUAGAAAUGUACCCAGAAAACGAAAAUCAUCAAUCACACCAGAGAGGAAAAGAAGAAGAAAGAGUUCCUCAAGUGACGAAUCAUCUGAUUUGGAUAGAAAGAAGAUGAAAAAGAGUAAAAAGAAACACAAGAAACACAAGACGGAUAGUAAAAAGAGAAAACGAAAGCACGAGAAAAAGAGGAAACAUCGACACUAACUCGGAUUACCCGUUUCAAACCCUCGGUCCGAUCUACGUCUACGGUGACUAUCAUGUUUCGUGCAGUGAGAAGUCACUCGUACGAUCCUCACAACCUUGUGAUGGAUGGUAUCUUUGCUGGGAUUUAACGUCUUGCGCAAGCAAAGAUGGUUGAGAGUAUCUGUGCAAUGCUUGAAAAACCCCACGCAUUUGGGGAAAAUGUAAGUUCAACAAGUAACCCAGUAUAAAAAAUACUGUAUGAGCCAGCAAAGCCAAAGAUAUGUUUUCAUAUGUUACAUGCACACCUCGUUCCUUCCAUCUCUCUUGAACUGCUCAUUUUACAGACGAGGUAAAGAGAGUAAAAGUGAAGUUUUAUUAAAUGGACCGUCCAAUAGAUUAAUAAUAAACCUAGCUUCUGCUAUUUUUUUUAUCUCUA